This is a messenger RNA of Ctenopharyngodon idella (grass carp), 4561 nucleotides long. RefSeq names its product NACHT, LRR and PYD domains-containing protein 3-like. The transcript has 14 exons. The coding region runs from base 429 to 3755 and encodes 1108 amino acids. Gene Ontology annotation, molecular function: protein binding. Lineage: Eukaryota; Metazoa; Chordata; Actinopteri; Cypriniformes; Xenocyprididae. The record is from RefSeq and is a predicted model, not a curated record.
CCACUGUAACAGUUUUUCACAGGAACCGAAUAUUACACAACACCGGUCACUAGUUUUAAGUUUUUCGUGCUAUCUUUAAACAUUAUACGAAGUAAGUGCCUGUGUAAUCAUUAAGCCAGGGAAGACUACCAAAACAUGCACGCUUGUGAUGCUUGAAAUUGAAAAAGUGGCAACGUCGUCAUCGCUCGCGUUACAAAUUGAAAGUAAAGUUGGAGAAUCCCCAAGAAUCAGGAAGUUUAUGUUUCGCCAUUUUAACAGCAAGAAUGGAUUCUUUACAACACCGAGUAUCAAUGUGUUUAACAUGAAGCUUUAUAAUAAAUGUACGUGUAGUUAUUUAUAAGAAAAGGUGGAGAAUUUCUGUAUGCAAUGAAUGUUAUUUAAGAGUCAGUAUUGGAGAUCAGAUUCUGUUUCAAUUGUUCGGAUUCAUCAUGGAUGACACACAAACAUCCAGAGAUUUCUCUCCAGGCUGCAGUCCAGUUCAUCAGAAGAGAUCAGAACCAGAGUCCAGCUGUGUGUCUAUGAGGAGUGACGCAUCUAUGAACAAGCCACUACAUUUUAAGAGUGGAAAUACACAGUGUGAUCUCAGUUCAGUUCAUCAGAAGAGAUCAGAACCAGAGUCCAGCUGUGUGUCUAUGAGGAGUGACGCGUCUAUGAACAAGCCACUACAUUUUAAGAGUGGAAAUACACAGCCUGAUCUCCGUUCAGUUCAUCAGAAGAGAUCAGAACCAGAGUCCAGCUGUGUGUCUAUGAGGAGUGACGCAUCUAUGAACAAGCCACUACAUUUUAAGAGUGGAAAUACACAGUGUGAUCUCAGUUCAGUUCAUCAGAAGAGAUCAGAACCAGAGUCCAGCUGUGUGUCUAUGAGGAGUGACACGUCUAUGAUCAAGCCACUACAUUUUAAUACACAGCCUGAUCUCAGCCAUGAAGUCCUCAACACAUUUAGAUCAAAUCUGCUGAAGAAGUUUGAGUGUUUGUAUGAGGGAAUAUCAAAGCAGGGAAACCCAACACUCCUGAAUGAGAUCUACACAGAGCUCUACAUCACAGAGAGUGAAAGUGGAGAGAUCAGUAAUGAGCAUGAGGUGAGACAGAUUGAGACACAGUCCAGGAGAGCAGAAACAGAGGACACACCGAUCAAAUGCAGUGACAUCUUUAUACCUUUACCUGGACAAGACAAACCCAUCAGAACUGUGCUGACAAAGGGAGUCGCUGGCAUUGGAAAAACAGUCUCUGUGCAGAAGUUCAUCCUGGACUGGGCUGAAGGGAAAGAGAAUCAGGACGUCCAGCUCAUAUUUCCACUUCCUUUCAGAGAGCUCAACUUAAUGAAGGACAAAACACUCAGUCUUUCAGAUCUUCUUCAUGUCUUUUUCCCUGAAACAAAAGAAAUGGAAAUAUGCAGUGAUAAGUAUAAAGUUUCAUUCAUCUUUGAUGGUCUGGAUGAGUGUCGUCUGUCUCUGAACUUUAAGAGCAAAGUGAAACUGUGUAAUAUAUCUGAAUCAGCCUCAGUGGACGUGCUGCUGAUGAACCUCAUUGUGGGGAAUCUGCUUCCCUCUGCUCUCAUCUGGAUCACCUCCAGACCAGCAGCAGCUGAUCUCGUCCCCUCUGAGUGUGUCCAUCGAGUGACAGAGGUACGAGGCUUCAGUGACCCACAGAAGGAGGAAUACUUCAAGAAGAGAGUCAGUGAUCAGAGUCUGGCUGACAGGAUCAUCUCAAACCUGAAGUCAUCAAGGAGCCUCUUUAUUAUGUGUCACAUCCCAGUGUUCUGCUGGAUCUCAGCCACUGUUCUAGAGAAGAUGUUGAGUGAAGCAGAGAGAGGAGAGAUUCCCAAGACUCUCACUCAAAUGUACACACACUUCCUGAUCCUUCAGACCAACAUCAAACAUGAGAAGGACUAUGAGAAGAAAGUGAAAGAUGAAGACGUGAUUGUCAAACUGGGGAAACUGGCUUAUCAGCAGCUUCUGAAAGGCAACCUGAUCUUCUAUGAGGAAGACCUGAGAGAGUGUGGCAUUGAUGUGACCGAAGCAUCAGUGUACUCAGGAUUGUGCACUCAGAUCUUCAGAGAGGAGUUGGGCUUGUAUCAGGGGAAAGUCUUCUGCUUUGUUCAUCUGAGUGUUCAGGAACAUCUAGCGGCUCUAUAUACACACAUCUCAUGUACAAACAACUACAGAAAUGUGUUUGACCCAAUCACUAAACAGAGUUUGCUGUCUAAAGUUAAGAAUUCGUUUCAACUCAUGUUUAAAAAUGUUUUAUUAUCUGAGCUGCAUCAGAGAGCUGUGGAUGAGGCUCUACAGAGUAAAAAUGGACAUCUGGACCUUUUCCUGAGGUUCCUUCUGGGUCUGUCAGUGGAGUCUCAUAAGAUUCUCCUACAAGGACUAAUGAAACAGACAAGAAGAAAUAAAAGAAGAAUUAAAAAAACAGUUGAGUACAUCAAGAUGAAGAUCAGGUCCAUUGACUCUCCAGAGAAAUUCAUCAAUCUGUUCCACUGUCUGAAUGAACUGGGUGAUGAUUCACUAGUGGAGGAAAUACAACCAUAUCUGAAAUCUGGAAGAAUAAAGGAUGCCAAACUCUCUUCAUCUCAGUGGUCAGCUGUAGUUUUUGUGUUGCUGACAUCAGAGAAGAAGCUGGAUGUGUUUAAUAUUAAUGAAUUUGUUAGAGGAAUUGAAGAUGAAAAUCUGGAGGUUCUUAAGAAGCUGCUGCCUGUGAUUAAAGAAUCCAGAUCAGUUCAGAUGUAUGAUUGUGGUCUCACAGAUGAAGGUUGUGCUGCUCUGGCUUCAGCUCUGAGAUCAAACCCCUCACACCUGAGAGAACUGAAUCUGUCUGAGAAUAAACUAGAACAUUCUGUGAAACGGCUCUCUGCCGUACUGAAGAAUCCUCACUGUAAACUGGAGAAACUGUGGUUUAGGGACAGUGGCAUCACAGAUGAAGGUUGUGCUGCUCUGGCUUCAGCUCUGACAUCAAACCCCUCACACCUGAGAGAACUGGAUCUGUCUGGGAAUAAACUAGGAAAUUCAGUGGAACAGCUUUUUGAUGUACUAAAGAAUCCUCACUGUAAACUGGAGAAGCUGUGGUUGUAUAAUUGUGGCAUCACAGAUGAAGGUGGUGCUGCUCUGGUUUCAGCUCUGAGAUCAAACCCCUCACACCUGAGACAACUGAGUCUGUCUGGGAAUGAACUAAGAGUUUCAGUGUACCAACUCUCUGCUGUACUGGCGAAUCCUUGCUGUAAAGUGGAGACACUGGGGUUGAUGAAUUGUGGUCUCACAGAUGAAGGUUGUGCUGCUCUGGCUUCAGCUCUGAGAUCAAACCCCUCACACCUGAGAGAACUGAAUCUGUCUGAGAAUAAACUAGAACAUUCUGUGAAACGGCUCUCUGCCGUACUGGAGGUUUCUCGCUGUAAACUAGAGAAACUGUGGUUAAAGAAGUGUGGUAUCACAGAUGAAGGUUGUGCUGCCUUGACUUCAGCUCUGAGAUCAAACCCCUCACACCUGAGAUAUCUGAAUCUGUCUGGGAAUAAACUAGGAAAUCCUGGUGUGAAGCGGCUCUCUGCUGGACUGAAGGAUUUCAAACUGGAGAAACUAGAGUUGUGUAAUUGUGGCAUCACAGAUGAAGUUUGUGCUGAUCUGGCUUCAGCUCUUGAAUCAAACCCCUCACACCUGAGAGAACUGCAUCUGAAUGGGAAUAAUCUGGGACAUUUAAAAAUGAGGGUUCUUUCUGAUUUGAAGGCUAAUCCAGUUUAUAGACUGGAGAUAAUAAACUAUUGACUCUCAGUAUUUAGAUGUCAGUCCAGUUUCCUCAGGAUCAGCUGAUGGAGAAUAAGAAGCCACUACAGAGACACACAGUCAACAGAGAUUGAAGACAGAGCAAAUUUCAAACAGCGUUUUUACACCCUUGAAGGGCGCUUUGUGAUUUGUAGGGAGAAUCCAAUGAAAGUGAACACCUUCAUGAAGAUCCCUUCCACACGUCCAUUAGCGAAAGGGUGCAUGCAAAGAUCACUUCAAGGAAUUUUAUCACUUAUGGUCAUUCAUUUUAAAGCUAGAUAUUGCUGGAGAGUUGGUUAACGUAUAAAUAGAGUAAUUCAAGUUGUUUUAUUUUUUUGUUAUAUAUCGUGCACACUUUCGUCAGGCAUUAAAUUAAAUAAGUUCCAUAUGUAAGAAUUUUUUUAAUAGCAGAAAUGUUAGGACAUGUGACUAUACCUGCAGAGUUCAAAGAAGAGUUGAAAAGUUUUAUAAAGUUAAGCAGAGAUGAACACACACACAUAUGGUGUGACACUUAAUAUACACUACAGACUAGUAAUGCAAAGUGACCAAACUAAAACACUUGCCUUUUAAAUAGCCUACAAAUACAGUCUUGUCUAUUAUAACUGUAGAUUGUGAUUUUAUUUAUCAAUAUAAUAUGUUUGUCUUCGAUAUAAACUUUGGAAAAGAUUUUUACUUUGAGAAAACCAGAUAUGUGUUGUAAAUGUGCCUACCAGGAAAUCCACAAAUGAUUUCACUGAACUUCUCUGUAAAAUAUUUUUAUUAUUGAUCUAUAUUAAGGUGAUCUAUUAAAGUUUCCAUCUAAAUAUUCA